Salvia hispanica is the source of this 3564-nucleotide messenger RNA. RefSeq names its product filament-like plant protein 7. NCBI's taxonomy places the organism in Eukaryota, Viridiplantae, Streptophyta, Magnoliopsida, Lamiales, Lamiaceae. The record is from RefSeq and is a predicted model, not a curated record.
GUCAUAAAUGAAAAUGAGACCUCUCUCUCCCUGCCCUUGAGGUUAAAGCAACCCGCCCACACUCCUUUUCAAACCAAACCCAAUCCGCUCAACUCUCACAUGUCAGAUCCACUCCAUUCAAAGAGAGAGACAGCAUUUGGUCCUCGACCUCGUUUCUCAAAUUUACUUUUGGAUUGAAGUGCAUUUUGCUCAAAGGUAUAAUAAUGUGAUCAUUUGAAUCGAUCGUAGCUGGAAAAUACUAGCACAAUGGAUCAAAAGUCAUGGCUUUGGAAGAAAAAAUCUACUGAGAAGACUUUAGUUGCUGAUAAAGCAGGCAACUCUUUGGGCAAAAACGAAGAAGAAUUAACUGAGGUGCAGAAACUUACGAAUGAGAAGACAUGUCUUGAAAAAGAUAUCCAGAUAUUGAAUGAAAGGCUUUCAUCUUCCCACUCUGAUUGUAUUGCCAAGGAUAAUAUAGUGAAGAAACAGGUCAAAAUUGCAGAGGAGGCUAUUUUAGGCUGGGAGAAGGCAGAGACGGAAGCUAUAGGUUUAAAACAAGAACUUGAUAGAGUGUUACAGCAGAAAGCUUCUUCUGAAGAAAGAGUGCACCAUUUGGACGCAGCACUGAAGGAGUGUAUGCAUCAACUGCGAUUUGUUCGGGAAGAGCAGGAGAGAAGAGUUCAUGGUGCAUUGACAAAAUCAUCCGAGGAUUUUGAAAAGAUACAGAUUGCUCUACGUGAACAGAUAGUGGAGGCAAGUGAAAAACUUGCCAAACUAGAUGCUGAAAAUGCACAGCUAAGUAAUGCUUUAUCAGAGAAGGACAAGGUGAUUGAAGACUUGGGAAAAUACAGUACUCGAUUAGAGGCCGACUUAAAUGCCGUUUUGUUAAGAUCAGAAACCACUGGAAAAGAAAAUGCCUCUCUGAAGUAUGAGGUUCAUGUUUUGGAAAAGGAGCUUGACAUUCGUAAUGAGGAGAGAGAAUUCAAUCGACGAAUAGCUGAUGUUGCUCAAAAGCAUCAGCAUGAAAGUGCUAUAAAGAUUGCAAAAUUGGAAUCAGAAUGUCAAGGGCUGCGUCUGCUUAUUCAAAAGAGGUUGCCUGGACCGGCAAGUUUGGCAAAAAUGAGGAAUGAAGUCAAAUCACUUGCUAAGGACCAUGCUGAAAUGAACCAAAGAAAGUCGAAUCUUUCUCUUACUAGUUCAGCGGAAUUAUCCUCUGAAAUGAUUCCUGAGGUUUCAAGUGAGAGAAUAAAUCUGUUGACUGAGCAAUUGUAUACCAUGGUAGAAGAGAACAAGGCUCUUAAAGAAGCCCUUAACAAGAGAUCGAGUGAGCUUCAAAUUUCUCGGAACACGUAUGCUCGUACAUCUUCCAAAUUUUCACGAGCUGCAGGACUUAUUAGAGAACCACUUAAAGGCCAAGUACCUGCAGAACAAGGUAAAUACCCAUUUUUCGUGCAAGAGCACUCACUAGCUGCUUCAUCUGAGGUGGGCAGUUAUGACAAAUCUAGUUGUGCUGAAUCCUGCUCUUCUACUAUGAUAUUGGAUCUCGAGGAUUUAAAAAAUGAGAAACAAUUAAGUACACCAUCUCAUAGCCAUAUGGCGACUUCAGACAUGAAUCUCAUGGAUGACUUUGCUGAGAUGGAAAAGUUGGCAGUACUUUCACUCGAUGAUCCAGCUGGAAGUCCCAAAAGUUCCUCUGAACUAAGUAGAGCAGUUCAUGGUAGUCCUGGAAUUCCAUCCGGUGCUAUCUUUUCAUCUGAACUCGCCGGGGGCUGUGCGCCAAUAUGUGAUAUCCCAUCAGAACAUGUUAGCCCAAAGAAGGAAACUCGUUCCGGGUGUGUAGCAGGAAAUGGAACUCCUGAAAAGGUUGGUGACCUGGUGAAGAUGCUUUUGGAGCAUAACCAUUCAUCUCAACGAAAUCCUCAAGAAUUACUAGAAGAGAUUAAAUCUGCUUUGGCCCACUAUAGUUUAGACUCUACUGUUUUUUGCGGCAGUGCAAAUGCUCAUCAUGCUGAGGCGUUAUACAAUGGAAGAGGCGAUAAUGUUCAGGAAAAUGAAAUUUCAAGUAUGGAGAAUGGAAAUAAUAUAACUCUAUCUGCCAAAGAGGAGAGUGGGCAGAAAGUUGGGCCAAAUAUCAGCAUACCAAUACGUAAAAUUCUUGAGCUACUUGAAGGAAUAAAUAUACACUCUCAAGAUAAUGGUACAGAUAAGAAUUCAGGGAACCCAACAGGAUACACAGUUCGAAUGUUUCAGUGGAAAACUGAUGAGUUUUCUGCCAUUCUGCAGCAGUUUGUUGAAACAUGCAACGAUUUUUUGAUUGGAACUGCGAAUCUCGAACAGUUUGUCCUCCAGAUAGCUUCUAGUUUGGAGUGGAUCAUGAGCCACUGCUUUUCCCUUCAGGACGUUUCAAGCAUGAAGGACGCUAUCAGGAAUCAUUUAGAUUGGGAUGAUUCAGGAAGUGAGAGUGAGGAAGAAACCGAAGCAGUUGGCCUCAUGCCUAACAGUACUAAUAAAAUGGAGGCGCUUGAGCUUCCUUUCAAGGAAGAGGUUAAAAUAUGGAAUGUUGACUGGACAAAUAAGGGAUCAGCAGAGGCCACAGGUUCAGAAGGCUGUCUUCACUCAGAAACCUCCAUGCGUGAGUGCCUCGUUAUUCAACCUCAAGAAUCUGAAAAUGGGAAUACGAAUCUUCACACUGAAAUGGAAGGUAAAGAGCAAUCGGAGGGGAUAUUUGGGAAGGAAAAGAUGAUAAAAGAAGACCUUGAGGCCCAACUUAUGGAAAGUAAUCAACAACGAGUAAAAGCCUGCGAAAGGAUUUCACUUCUGGAAAAUGAGCUGAAAAAUAAAAACAACUGUUAUAAGGGACUGGAAGAAACAUGCCAUGAGUUGCAGAUACAGCUAAAAAGUAUGACAAGCAAGGAAGUUUCAGAUGGCGGAAAACACCAGGAGAAGCAACUCUCACAUGAUUGGGAGAUCACUGCAGCUUCAGAAAAAUUAGCUGAGUGCCAAGAAACAAUCCUAAAUCUCGGGAAGCAAUUGAAGGCAUUGGCUUCACCUAGUAAUGCAGCUCUUUUGGAUAAGGUCAUAUCUGCACCUGCUGGCUCUCCUGUUGCUGCGAAAAAUAUCUGCCGGCAAUCAUCCCUACUCAACAAAAUGCUGGCUGAGGACAAUGAUACUCGCGGUGCUUCUCCCUCUCCCAAUACUAAAAAUGAGAAGCGCAAUGGAAUUGUAAACUCCGGUCUAAGUACCAAUAAGGCCACAGAGUUUUCGGCCAAGUAUGCUAAUCCAAAUGGGAUGAAUCACGAACAAAAGACUAAAACUGCUGUUGCUCCAAUGGACAUUGUCCCUCGUAAGAAACAUGGUGGCAUGAGUUUCUUCAAGAGGUUAUUUUGGCGACGUAAGAAAGGUAAAAACAGUAACAACCAUAUCUCAUAAGCUGCAGUGAUUCCGUGAAGCCUAUAUCUGAUUUUUCUGUUCCAUGAUGCACUUCAUACAUGCCUGUUUUGUCUUCUUCGUUUGAUUCUCGGCCGGUGAGUUUGUAUGUCUCUCGUGUUGAAAAUGCUGACAAAUGUUUUGUGCCUUUUUUGUAAA